CCCACCUCUAUUAUCAACAGAACAACAGAAAAAUAAUAAUCCAAAAGAUUAUUGCUCAAGCUUCGAGUAGGUGCAAUUUGAACUCUGAGACAUGGGUAAGCACAGAACCGCCCAGCAGGAUGCAAUAUUCGUUGCCUUUAUGGAGCGACAUCCAAUCAUAUCGAAAAAUUACCUCAAAGGCGACAAGCAAGCGGCGGAAGCAGCCUGGAAGAGAUUGUCAAAGGAGCUCAACAGCGUUGGUCCGCCUGUCAAGGAGGCCUGCGAAUGGAAGCGGGUGUGGAAGGAUUGGAAAAGCUGCAUUCGUAAGAAGAUAACUAAUAACCGCCUAGAGGACUCUAAGGCUAGUGGCAAAGGAUCGCUGUACCAAGAUACACUCACACCUCUGGAGGAUGCAGUCGCCGUGAUUUGCGACUUGUACGACAUGGCUGACACCAUUGUCGAAGCGCGUCCCAAGACCCAAAUCGAAGGGCCUCAAAGCCUUUCUCUGCAAAGCUUAAAAACUGACAACGAGGAAGCCACUGUAACGGAUAUUGACGAAGAAGAAGAUGAAGAUUGUAGCAACCCAAUAAAUAUUAGAAGUUCAGGUGUAAACUGGAGCCGAACUACUAGAACUACUGCGAAACGAAAGCUGGAUGAGGAAGACGCUUUGGAAAUUGAACAGGACAGCGCAGUUCCGGUCCUCAUGGACAUAGCAAAGGAACUCCGCAAUUUAAAUAGACAAACACGCCUAAACGCCCAGCGAACUGAAGCUAAUACUGCCUCCAUAUUAGCUCUGGGUACUCAGAUAUCAGAAUUAAUGCAGCAGCAGUUAAAGGAACGGAAGCGCCUUAAUGCCAUAAUGGAGAAAUUUGUACUCAAAAUGGAAUCCACAGAAUAGAUCCAAUCCUGUAAACUACCGAAAAAUGUAUCGUUUUUCUCUCAUGGUUUGUUAUAAGGCUACAUUGUCAAGAUAUUGUUUCUUUCUAUUAGUACUAGCAAGCCCUGAGCGGCUUUGCUCGCUUUUUAACAAGCAAGUCGUGUAGCAAUAUUGUACCCUAGCAGAGGGUUAUACACUCCUAAUUGUAAUUCAACUCGAGAGCAUCGACAGGUCAAUGUGUAAAAUAUCGUUAAAACACCAACUUAUUUACCAAUAUAUGGUAAUAAAGCGUUUCUUAAACAAAAUAUAA
Molecule: messenger RNA, 1166 nt
Organism: Drosophila gunungcola (fruit fly)
Lineage: Eukaryota; Metazoa; Arthropoda; Insecta; Diptera; Drosophilidae
Cellular component (GO): nucleus
Source: RefSeq, a predicted model, not a curated record